This is a messenger RNA of Nicotiana tabacum (common tobacco), 932 nucleotides long. RefSeq names its product two-component response regulator ARR17. Gene Ontology annotation, biological process: phosphorelay signal transduction system; cytokinin-activated signaling pathway. Lineage: Eukaryota; Viridiplantae; Streptophyta; Magnoliopsida; Solanales; Solanaceae. The record is from RefSeq and is a predicted model, not a curated record.
AUGUUCUGUGUUUCCCUGUUUUUCUUCUUAGCUAAAAAAAAGUUGAGAGCUUUACAAUUUUUCCCACUUUUUUUUCAAGAAAAUUUGUGGGUUUUUUCUUCUUUAGCUAUAAAAUUUGUGGGUUUUAUUCCAUUUUUGUUAAAGUUGAGAUGGCAAGAAACGGCGUGUUUUCACGGCGGCGAAGGGCGGAGAGAGUGGAGGAGUUUGAAGAGUUGUUGCCGUUAACGGAGUCAACUAACGAAGUUCAUGUUCUUGCUGUUGAUGAUAGUCUUGUGGACAGAAUAGUAAUUGAAAGGCUCCUCAAAAUUACAUCUUGCAAAGUGACUACAGUGGAUAGUGGGAUGAGAGCUUUGAAAUAUCUUGGAUUGGAUGAAGAACAGAGCUCUGUUAGAAUUGAUGGUUUGAAGGUGGAUCUGAUAAUUACAGAUUAUUGUAUGCCUGGAAUGACUGGCUAUGAUUUGCUCAAAAAGAUUAAGGGUUCAUCUUUUAGAGAAAUUCCAGUUGUGAUCAUGUCUUCUGAAAAUGUUUUGACUAGAAUUGACAGAUGUUUGGAAGAAGGUGCCGAAGAUUUCCUAUUGAAACCAGUGAAAUUGUCGGAUGUAAAACGUUUGAAGAGUUACAUGUUCAACGAGGAUCGAUUUAGGGAAGAAGAAAAAGGAAUGAACAAGAGAAAGUUGCCGGAAACAUCGUCCGAUGAGUCAUCAACCCCAACUCUCUCACCUUCACCGUCAAUGUCACCAUCACCAUCGCCCUCGCCAUCGCUUGAUCUCUCAUCAACCCCUUCACCGCCAUCCACUUCAUCUCCUUCAUCUCCCAAAGCACUUUCGUCGUCCCUCUCUAUUGAUUCAUCGACACAUUCCACCGAUUCUUCCAUGCCCUCUUCGCCAACAUCACCAACAAGACGACUCAAAAUGAGCAGCCAAGAUUUGUGA